AUGUCGUGGAAUUUAUCGGUUAUUCUCGUACUUUUCUUGGUACUCUUGAAGAAUUAUCAAAUCUAUUCAAUACCUGCAUGUGUUAUUAUCGAUACAAAUAUGAUUCAACGUGCAGAGAGCGAAAAUUUAUCAUCAAAUAAUCGUUCAGCAUCGCUACUUCUUCGAAAUUUACGUAUGCUUGAUCGUCAACGUUCAUCGGACUUUGUACUUGAGCCAAUUCCUCUAUCGCAUAUUGACAUAAAACAAGUCAGUUCAUCACCGCCAUUGAGAUCAUCUUCUUUAUCAUCACCAACAACAAAUAUCAAUCAUCUACCAUUGAAAAAAACUUUAACGAAUUCUGCGAUUGAACAAACGUUUUCUCCAUGUUCAAUUAAAUUGUUAAAUGAAAUCGAAACUAAAAUGGUUGUUCCAUUCGAAUUCCGUCGUCUACGUAUUGAACAAUCUGACCAUCGACUGAAAUAUUUCGAUGAUGAUCCACGAGAAACAGUUCCUGACCUUUCUACAGCAGUUUACGAACGACGUUCAGAUCCCGACGGAGUUCGUUUCUGUCGUUCGUGCCGUGAUGGUUUUUGGACUCAAUUAACAGUAUGUGAUGCCGUUCGAUGUGACGCAGAAUUAUUACGUGCAAAUCCACGUUUAGUCACUGAAUGGGGUGAGAUCAAACCAAUCGAUGGCGGUGCAUUAUAUGCGCCCUCGACUGUUUUUGCUAUUUAUGCAUUUGCCUUCGGUCCACAUUGUAAACGAUGUGAACCCAAUGGACAAUGGAGUCGUUAUGCUUUACCCGAACUGUGUUCUGGUAUUAAAUUUUUUGGUCAUCCAACAAGUACAGCAGCGACAACAAUAAGUAAAAGUCAAACAUCGACGAGAUCUAAACAGCCGACAACGUCGUUCUCAUCAACAAAUAGCAAAAAGAAUUAG
Adineta ricciae is the source of this 918-nucleotide messenger RNA. The record is from the annotation of a GenBank genome assembly. Lineage: Eukaryota; Metazoa; Rotifera; Eurotatoria; Adinetida; Adinetidae.